CACACAGCUGGGCCCGGUACUAGCUUGCUUUUCUCUGACUAGGGGACCCCUGGGGCCCUGUCCUUAUUCCCCAAGAUCCAGGCAGCAGGUGCCACUGUCCACAAUGAACGUCGUCCUCUCCAGGGACAGCCAAGUGAGGGCCAUGGAGAACACAGUGACGAACGCUGAGAGGUAUUUCGGUCAGUUCUGCUCACUGCUGGCCUCCUACACCCGCAAGACGGCGCGGCUGCGUGACAAGGCUGACCAGCUGGUGAAGCAGCUGAUAGACUUCGCCAACACGGAGACCCCUGAGCUGCGGGCCACCAUUCGAGACUUUGCCGAGGACCUGGCCAAGGUGCAGGAUUAUCGGCAGGCGGAGGUUGAGAGGCUGGAGGCCAAGGUCAUCAGCUCCUUGAAGCUCUACGGUGCCCAAAUAAAGCAGACCCGGGCAGAUAUCAAGAAAUGCAAACGUGUCCAAAAUAAUGAAAUUAAACAACUGGAGAAGUUGGAGAAAUUGAGGCAGAAGUCACCCUCAGAUCGACAAAUGAUCAGCCAGGCGGAGACCAGUGCACAGAGGGCCUCGGUGGACACUAACCGUUCCACCCACCACCUGGCAGAGACCGUGGAUGCCUUCCAGGAGCAAAAGCUGAAAGAUCUCCAGAGAAUCUUCUCUGACUUCGUGAUCAUCGAGAUGGUUUUCCACGCGAAGGCGGUGGAGGUAUACUCCAGUGCUUUCCAGACUCUGGAGAACUACAACCUGGAGAGAGACCUGCAGGACUUCAGAGCCAAGAUGCGUGGAAUUUAUGGGCACAGCGAAGUUCGGCCGCUCACAGACACCAACCCCUCUCCAUCUGUCCCCUGGCCUCUGACCAGUCAGAGUGCUCAGAGUACCAUGGCCCGCCAGGGGAAGGAGGCUGGAGAUGAGGAGGACAGCGAGGCUGACUCUGUGGAGGAGAUCCCCCUGGAGGACCUCAGGGGACAGCAGCAAGGACACCGAGGCUAGGAAGAAGGCCUAGGCUGGCCUGGACCUGGGUGCAUUCUGCUUGUGUUCUCCGGUCAGGGAUCCCCGGGGGUUCAUUCACUUUAUCGGCACAGUAGGCUGCUCUGCAGACCCACAUUCCCAGUGUCAGUAAAAUAUACGUGAAUCUCAACUGUA
Messenger RNA from Rattus rattus (black rat), 1135 nucleotides. RefSeq names its product CBY1 interacting BAR domain containing 2 (gene Cibar2). NCBI's taxonomy places the organism in Eukaryota, Metazoa, Chordata, Mammalia, Rodentia, Muridae. Bases 104 to 982 code for a protein of 292 amino acids. Gene Ontology annotation, biological process: cilium assembly. The transcript has 8 exons. Gene Ontology annotation, cellular component: ciliary transition zone; ciliary basal body. The record is from RefSeq and is a predicted model, not a curated record.